AUGGCCGACAUCCUGAGUAUCGGCGGUGAGCCAAUCUUCGACGAGUGCAUCGUCGGAAUCGAGACUCACACGUAUAACCCGUACGUCAACACGACGUUCGGGCACAACGACGAGAUACGAAUACCCAUACAGCAGCAGGAUCUGUAUACGCUGCCGUGCGACAGUUUCCUGUACGUCGAGGGACGACUCAACGACGACGGCGCGACGAAUGAGGAACAAUACGCGAAAUUAGUCAACAACUGCGUCGCGUUUAUGUUCGACGAAAUUCGAUACGAGCUCGACGGCGUGGAGAUCGACCGGUGUAGAGACGUCGGCAUAACCAGCACGAUAAAGAACUACGUGUCGCUGACCACCGAACAAGCCAGAAGACUGCAGAACGCCGGAUGGAGUUAUUCGACGAGCGAAUCGAAUCUGAACAACGCGUCCCAUCAAUUCAACUUUUGCGUACCUUUGAAUAUUCUUUUGGGUUUCUGCGAGGACUACAGACGCGUGGUGAUAAACGCGCGACAUGAACUUAUCCUGAUACGCUCUUGUAACGACCACAACUGCGUCGUGGAUCCGAAGAAGACCGUGCCGAGAGAUCCGGCCAAGAAUCCUAAAAUUACGUUGCUGAAGGUGCAAUGGCGUAUGCCUCACGUGGCGCUAAACGACGUGACUAAAUUAUCGCUGUUGCGAACGUUGGAGAGCGGACGAUUUCUGAGCGCGGGCUUUCGCUCUUGGGACCUGUACGAAUUUCCCCUGCUGCAGAGCACGACCAAGCAUUCGUGGGCCGUGAAAGCCGCGCCGCAAUUGGAGAAGCCGCGAUACGUCAUAUUCGCGCUGCAAACCGGACGGCGAAACGAAUUCGUGGGCGACGCCUCGAGGUUCGAUCAUUGCGUGCUCGCCAAC
Temnothorax curvispinosus is the source of this 888-nucleotide messenger RNA. RefSeq lists its product as uncharacterized. NCBI's taxonomy places the organism in Eukaryota, Metazoa, Arthropoda, Insecta, Hymenoptera, Formicidae. The record is from RefSeq and is a predicted model, not a curated record. The annotation marks the transcript as partial. The transcript has a single exon.